AUGGGGUCAUCAAAUGAGAAAAAGGCUGCAAUUUCCCUCCGAGGAGCGGAAAACGUCAUUCGGAAUGAGUAUUGGAGAGAUAUUCGCAAGAUCUUGGCAGCGCCUUAUGAUGAAAUCCAGAAUCCAAACGGAGUAAUCAACUUAGGUCUCGCGGAGAAUUAUCUUAUGCACGCGGAAAUUGCUGAUCGAUUGAAGGCUGGGUUUAGCGUUGACCAUGCCGCGCACUUGACUUACGGACAAGGACCAGUGGGCUCACCACGACUGCUGAAAGCACUGGCUAGCUUUUUCAACUCUUAUUUUCACCCAAUCACACCUGUUACGCAGAAAGAAUUGCUAGUAACCUGUGGAGUUGCGGCGUUGAUUGAUACCUUGACCUGGUGCAUCUGCGAUGACCUGGAAGGGAUUCUCAUCCCACAGCCAUUUUAUGUUGGAUUCAAGAUCGAUAUCGAGAUGCGAAGCCGUGGGCAACUACUACCUGUCUCUUUCCUCGAAUCGGAUCGUGAGUAUUCGGUCGACCAUACAUUCGAGCCGGAACCGAACCGAAGGGCCUUUGAGCGUGCUUUCAAAGAAAACAUGGAGAAAGGCAUCGGAGUUCGCGCAGUGAUAGUUUCAAACCCUCAUAAUCCGUUGGGGAAAUGUUACUCACCGGAAACCAUCUGGGAAAUCGCUCGCUUCUGUGGAAAACACGACUUGCAUCUCAUCUGUGAUGAGAUAUAUGCGAAUUCGGUCUUCGUUAACCCUGAUGACCCCUGCAUCCAGGGGUUUACAUCCGCUUUGAGCAUCAACUUUGACGACAUAAUCCACAAAUCCAGAGUUCACAUCAUGUACGGCAUGAGCAAAGACUUUUGUGCGAAUGGUGUCCGUCUUGGUGUGCUCCAAACACGGAAUGAAGAUUUACUGGAAGCAGUUGCAAGCAUCAAUUUGUUUGCAUGGCCUGCGUAUCUCACGCAAGACCUUUGGGCUCAAAUACUAGAAGAUCGAAAGUUUCUUGACUGGUUCAAGAAGACAAAUAACGAGCGAAUGGCAGCCAGCUACGAGACCUUCACCUCCUUCCUCCAAGAGCAUCGCAUCCCUUAUAUGAAGGGCAGCAAUGCGGCAUUUUACCUUUGGAUCCGCCUUAUUCCAUCUCGCCUUAUCGACUUCAAGGAUCCAUUAGUCUCCUCUCCCACCGUAUCAAGUGUCAAAAAGCUCUUCGUUGAAACCUGCAAGCACAAUGGUGUCUCAAUCAAAGAUGGGGCGAAUUAUUUUGCAGAGGAGCCAGAGGAUGGGUGGUUCAGGGUCACGUUCACCGUUCCAGAUGCGGUUUUGCAGGUGGCUAUGCAAAGGAUAGUGAAGAGUUUCGAGGAUUUGGGGUGGUUGGAGUUGUUCUGA
This is a messenger RNA of Penicillium samsonianum, 1371 nucleotides long. Its product is annotated as Pyridoxal phosphate-dependent transferase major region subdomain 2. The record is from RefSeq and is a predicted model, not a curated record. The transcript is spliced from 7 exons. Gene Ontology annotation, molecular function: transaminase activity; pyridoxal phosphate binding. NCBI's taxonomy places the organism in Eukaryota, Fungi, Ascomycota, Eurotiomycetes, Eurotiales, Aspergillaceae. Bases 1 to 1371 code for a protein of 456 amino acids. Gene Ontology annotation, biological process: biosynthetic process; amino acid metabolic process.